CUGGUAACAAGAAUUGAAAAUAUAUAAAUAGAUAAUGUCGUCAGCUCGGUGUCUUCCCACUGCUUUGGACAACACAUCAUACACACACACGCGCGCUGACGAGCGGUUCCUCAACUCAGGUGAGGUGAGCAGCGGACAGAUGUGGUCAGAUAUGCCACGGAACGGCAGUCAUCUGGGAUGUGGUGAUGGAGGGGACGUCAGAUACGAGACUCCACCCACCUCUGAACUCCAGAGAUUACUGUGGAUCAAACCGGGCACCAGCGGACACCUGGAUGAGGUCAGACCUGGAAUAUACAUCGGAGACAUGUACGCAGCCAAAGACAAACAUAUGCUACAAUCUUUAAACAUCACACAUGUGCUGAACGCAGCUCAUGGGAAGUUCAACGUCAACACGGGGGCGAGUUUUUACAGAGACACUAAAAUCACAUAUCACGGCGUGGAGGCGUUUGACAUGCCCUCAUUCGACUUAAGCCACUUCUUCUACUCUGCCGCCAAAUUUAUUAAGAGUGUCAUGAGCACCCCUGGAGGUAAGGUGCUUGUGCACUGUGCUAUGGGUUUAAGUCGCUCAUCAACACUGGUGUUGGCGUAUUUGAUGAUUCAUGAAAACAUGACGCUGGUGCAGGCCAUUAAAGCAGUUGCUGAACACAGAAAUAUCUGUCCAAACUCUGGAUUCAUGGAACAGCUCCGCCAACUGGACAAAAAUCUGCACUGUCAAAGCGCUGCUCUCUGACGCUCCACCAGUUACAUUGACAUUAUAAUGUUUAAUGUUUAUGAAAACGUUUUGACAAAAUACAUAGUUCAGAAAUGGUCUUAAAUGAAUAUUCCAAGUUCAACACAAGUGCCUCACUGUAACCUUGAUAAUCAGCAUUAUGCCACAAAUGCUGUCGAUUGAGCAUAAACUAUAUUGAACCCGGAAUAUUCCUUUAAAACACGACUUCAUUUUUCAAUGAAAAUGAUUUUGUAAGAGUUGUAUGUAAUUGAUUGGAUGUUAAAACACUAUCUAGUUUACUCAAGAUCUAAUCUGAUCCAACAAUACAAUAUAUUAAUUGAAAUACAAUACAGAAAUGCAGGGGCGUAGAUUUCGGGGGGGUAGGUAACACCCCCAAUAAUCCCCACCCCACAAUAUUUAUACCAUGAUUAAUGGAAGUAAAUGCUUCAUGCUGCAACUGUUCGGGUCAAAUUUGACCUGCCAUAGGAAAUGAAUGGGUGAGACUAUGACACAGAGCUUUUUUUUUUUUUUUUUUUUUUUUGUACAAAAAAAUAAAUAAAUCAGAUACAAUGCAGAACACACAUAAAUGAAGGUGUGAGACUAUAAAACAUCCACAAUGUGACACAUACACAAACACGCACACACAUGUACACACACAAACAUGCACGCACAGAUGUUCAAGCCAAAUCUACGCCCUUGCAGAAAUGUAACUACAGAAACAUUUGCUGUGUCAUACAUUUGUGUUGCUUGUAAAUGGCUUUAUC
Molecule: messenger RNA, 1473 nt
Organism: Myxocyprinus asiaticus (Chinese sucker)
Lineage: Eukaryota; Metazoa; Chordata; Actinopteri; Cypriniformes; Catostomidae
Product: dual specificity protein phosphatase 13-like
Exons: 4
Coding region: 35-730 (231 amino acids)
Biological process (GO): negative regulation of MAPK cascade; protein dephosphorylation
Cellular component (GO): cytoplasm
Molecular function (GO): MAP kinase phosphatase activity; protein tyrosine/serine/threonine phosphatase activity
Source: RefSeq, a predicted model, not a curated record